AUGGGACGCUGCCCCAUCGUUGACCUCGGCGUCUCCGCCCCACGAAAAGGAGAGGUUUUCACCUUGGCCUACUCCAGCGGCUCCUUCAGUAAGCCAAGAACUCAAGAUCUCCCCUACACCUGCUCCUUCAGUAAGCCAAGAGCUCAAGAUCUCUCCUUCACCUGCUCCUUCAGUAAGCCAAGAAUUCAAGAGCGCUCUCGGACCCAUCACGGUCACCUUCCUGGCGCCUCAGAUGCACCUCAAUACCUCAAUCGGCCCUUCACGUGCGAUGUGUGCGGGAAAGGCUUCAUGCGACGAACCACCCUCAACGGACAUCGAACCAUUCACGACGCCUCUCAGUUCUCGUGUCCCACCUGCAACCGCAGCUUCAAGCGCUCGUCCGAAAGGCUUAUUCAUAUCCUACUGAAGGUGUGUCUGCGGAAGCAAAGAAUCCUUCGUCGGACAGUCAGUGGCUGGUUUUGUGAUGUCUGCGACGAGAGCGUUCCCGUGCCGGAGGAACACCAGUGUCCUGUCAAAGGUCGACGCCGUCAGUGUCCUGUCUGCGGGAUGGACUUCGGCGGACAGCGCGACCACAAGAUGUUGACUCAUGUCCGCCAGGAACACCCAGAGUUCCUGGCCUCGUUGUAA
This is a messenger RNA of Penaeus indicus, 627 nucleotides long. RefSeq names its product zinc finger protein 112-like. The record is from RefSeq and is a predicted model, not a curated record. The transcript has 2 exons. Gene Ontology annotation, molecular function: RNA polymerase II transcription regulatory region sequence-specific DNA binding; DNA-binding transcription factor activity, RNA polymerase II-specific. The coding region runs from base 1 to 627 and encodes 208 amino acids. Gene Ontology annotation, cellular component: nucleus. Lineage: Eukaryota; Metazoa; Arthropoda; Malacostraca; Decapoda; Penaeidae. Gene Ontology annotation, biological process: regulation of transcription by RNA polymerase II.